This is a messenger RNA of Quercus robur (English oak), 480 nucleotides long. Its product is annotated as PRA1 family protein F3-like. Gene Ontology annotation, biological process: vesicle-mediated transport. The record is from RefSeq and is a predicted model, not a curated record. Bases 1 to 480 code for a protein of 159 amino acids. The transcript is spliced from 3 exons. Gene Ontology annotation, cellular component: Golgi apparatus; endoplasmic reticulum. NCBI's taxonomy places the organism in Eukaryota, Viridiplantae, Streptophyta, Magnoliopsida, Fagales, Fagaceae.
AUGUCUUGUUCACAGUCAUCGCCAGGCUACUACAACACACUUCCCUCCACAUCCACAACCACCACCGCCGCGCACUCCGUCUUCGCCAUGCGCUGUCCAUGGCGCGAGCUUGCCCAACCAUUCUCCUCCUUCACGCGCCCUUACACACUCGGUGAAGCCACCGCCCACGUCAAGUGCAACCUCGAUCACUUCUGCAUGAACUACGCGUUCAUCGCACUCCUCAUCCUCUUCCUUAGCCUCCAUUGGCACCCAAUCUCCAUGAUCGUCUUCCUCGCUAUGACACCUUCAUCCCCAAAGAAGAAAACACCUGCAAAGAAGGCAGAUAAGAGAAUGAAAAUGGACCCUAAUUUGUUCAGCCUCCUCUUCCACAUCACUGUCGACGACCGCAUCAUCUUGGCCUUGCUCUCCAUCAUCACCAUUGUCGCUCUAGUCCUCACCGAUGUUUGGCUCAAUGUCCUCAUUUUGCUAACUCUAGGUUGA